Triticum turgidum subsp. durum (durum wheat) is the source of this 330-nucleotide messenger RNA. The record is from the annotation of a GenBank genome assembly. Lineage: Eukaryota; Viridiplantae; Streptophyta; Magnoliopsida; Poales; Poaceae.
AUGUUGCGCAGGCACCUGUGCUAUUUACAGAAGGAGGGGACCCGGCCUUCUUCAUAUCUUGCGGCACUGUCUUCCUUUGAUUCGUUCAUGCAACAAGGAGGGUACAUAGCCUUCUUCACGUCUCGUGCAACAAGGGUGAUUGACACUGACUAUGGCAGCUUGUUGGGCGUCGUGCUCUUCAACCACUUAGAGGUAGACUUCGACGUGAAGCCCGGCGAGCGCGCCGCAUGGAUGACCGUCCAUGUGAUCGCGACGCCGGAUGUCGCUGAGGUGGAGGACCUCGAUGCCAUCUUUCGUGGUGAGGGAGGAUUCGGGUCCUCCGGCGUCUGA